Messenger RNA from Biomphalaria glabrata, 617 nucleotides. RefSeq lists its product as uncharacterized. The record is from RefSeq and is a predicted model, not a curated record. Lineage: Eukaryota; Metazoa; Mollusca; Gastropoda; Planorbidae. The coding region runs from base 111 to 491 and encodes 126 amino acids. The transcript is spliced from 2 exons.
AAAAACAUACCAUCUGGCAAUUCUUUCGGUCACUGACACUAUAAAUAUUUGAUACGAAAAACGUGAAUGAACACGCCAGUGCCUCACAAAAACUUAAAGCCAAAUCUAAAAUGAGAGCCUUCAUCACACUUAUCCUCGUAGCCUAUAUUGCUGCUGACGUCAGCGCAGAAGGAACUUGUUCCAAGUCCUGCAAAGCUGUCUGUGCCAUCAACAAGCAGGUCUGCGAGCUCACUGGCCUUCUGGGGCCCCUCUGCGAAGCAGGCUCCGGUUUCUGCACCAAGUCCUGCGGCCUGAACUGUGCCUGCAUAGACCUCUGCCAGGAUCAGUGCGGCGCGGAGCUACAAAAGUGCAAAUCGGAAAACGCCAACGGACUCCUGUCCUCUGUCACGUGUCUGGGCAAGUUCAACCAAUGCGCUGCCGUCUGCGGGACCCAGUGUGCUUCCAACGCUGCCAGCGGCAUUCUGAACCAAAUCAGCAGUUUAUUACCGUGAAAUUAACUCACGUUAAUAAAAUAUAAAUUAAAACAGAAGAAGGAAAUGACGCAGACUUUUAUUUGUAUAAGAGCGGCGAAGAGAUAAUGAAAGAAACGAGCUAAUAAAAAAAUAUUUUAAAAUUAA